Molecule: messenger RNA, 984 nt
Organism: Myxocyprinus asiaticus (Chinese sucker)
Lineage: Eukaryota; Metazoa; Chordata; Actinopteri; Cypriniformes; Catostomidae
Gene: rrp7a
Product: ribosomal RNA processing 7 homolog A
Exons: 7
Coding region: 63-899 (278 amino acids)
Biological process (GO): rRNA processing; ribosomal small subunit assembly
Cellular component (GO): CURI complex; UTP-C complex
Molecular function (GO): RNA binding
Source: RefSeq, a predicted model, not a curated record
GAACUUCAUUUCCCAGCAGGCAUUGCGUCCGUAUUGUUUCCGGUGACGCAUGCGAUAUAAAGAUGGCGGAGUCCAAGGGUGAACGCGCGUGUGUGAUUCCCGGAGGUUUUACAGUGCUGUCACUGAAGUUCAGUGAGGAUGAUGCUGCUGUUCAUCAGCUGUGUGUUAAAGAACAUCGAGUCCGAUCUGAGAAAAACACACACAGACCACUGGACAGAACACUGUUUGUCCUCAACAUCCCUCCGUACUGCACACAGAGUGUUGUUACAGACUUGUUCUCACGGUUUGGUCCGAUCGAGUCAGUAGAACUGUGUGAGAGACCAGGAGGAUCAGAAACUACCCGGAGUGAGCUGUCCAAACACUUCACACCUGCAGAGAAACAGUGUUUCAGAGUGGGCUACAUUAUAUUUAAAAACACUUCCAGUGUAACAGAGGCAAAGUGUCAUUCAUCAAGCAUCCCGCUGAUCGUCUCCACGAAAGACCGACCCAUCAGAACCGGCAUUCACAAGUGGAUUGAACAGUAUUCCCAGUUGCUGAUUGAAGCGUCGUCACUGCAGAGCGCCGUUGAUAAAUUCAUGAAUGAAUUUGACAGACUGAAGGAAGAGGAGGCGGAGCGUCUGAAGAAAGAGGCGGAGCAACAGAAGGAGGAUGAAGAGGGUUGGGUGAAAGUGACGAAGGGAGGCCGUGGCGCUAAGGCCCGCCCACACAGCGAGAUGGCCAAUGAGAGAUUGCUUAAAAAAGAAAACAAGAAAAGGGAACGUAAAGAGCUGCUGAACUUUUACUCGUGGCAGCACAGAAACACACAGCGCGAACACAUCGCUGAGCUCAGGAGAAAGUUUGAAGAAGAUAAACAGAGAAUCGCUUUACUGCGAGCACAGAGGAAAUUCAGACCCUACUGACACCACUUGCCCACAGUCACCCUGGACAUCCUCGCUCAUUCUGUAUUCAGACUUUCAUUUGAAAUAAAAAUUAGAGGGAAAAAUC